AUGGUCCAAAACAAACAACUAAUCUUCGCCUCCCACCCAACCGGCUUCCCCAUUCCCGGCACCGACCUCAAACUGACCACCACAGAACUAGACAUCAACUCCCCUCCUCCCGGCGGCCUAAUCAUCGCACCUAAAUACGUCGGUUAUGACCCAUACAUGCGUGGGCGCAUGAGACCCGCAGGCGCACUCUACAUCUCAGGCUUCCAACUCAACGAGCCGCUCUACAACUUCGCCAUCUCCACCGUGAUCUCCUCUUCUUGCCCGCGCUUCAAACCCGGCGACAUUCUUCUCGGUUCGGCGCAUUUCGCCCAAUAUCAAGUUAUUGAAAAAGAGAAAGCCGAGAAGAGCGAGGCGGAUGGCGGAUUUGAUAUCCUGCAGAAUCCACUAGGAUUGGAUCUUAUGGUGUUUCUCGGACCGUUGGGGAUGAGUGGACUUACAGCUUAUUCCUCGUUCUACGAGAUUGGCAAGCCGAAGAAGGGAGAGGUUAUCUUUAUUAGUGCGGCGAGUGGAGCUGUGGGGCAGGUGGUGGGACAGUUGGCGAAGAGGGAGGGGAUGGUUGUUAUUGGGAGCGCGGGCAGUGAUGAGAAAGUUAAGUUUGUGGUUGAGGAGUUGGGAUUUGAUAAAGGGUUUAAUUAUAAGACGGAGAAGCCUGGGGAGGCGCUGAAGAGGGUGUUGGGCGAGUUGGGGAAGGAUGGGUUAAAUAUCUAUUAUGAUAAUGUGGGUGGUGAGACGUUGGAUGCAGCGUUGGGAGUGAUGAGUACUUUUGGGCGGAUUGUUUCUUGUGGGAGUGUGUCACAAACGAGCAAGAAGCCAGAGGAUACGUAUGGGAUCAAGAAUAUGCCUAUGGUGACCGGAAAGAGACUUACGAUUAGAGGCUUCAUUGUCUUUGAUCCCGAUUUCGGACCAAAAUACCAUGACGAGCAUCAGAAGAACGUGCAGAAAUGGAUCAAGGAUGGGGAGAUCCAAGUCAAGCUUAGUGUCACUGAGGGAAUCGACAAUGCUGCUGGAGGAUUUGUGGGGAUGUUGAAGGGGGAGAACUUUGGGAAGGCGUUGGUGAAGAUUUGA
Mollisia scopiformis is the source of this 1065-nucleotide messenger RNA. RefSeq names its product NADP-dependent leukotriene B4 12-hydroxydehydrogenase. The transcript has 2 exons. The record is from RefSeq and is a predicted model, not a curated record. The coding region runs from base 1 to 1065 and encodes 354 amino acids. NCBI's taxonomy places the organism in Eukaryota, Fungi, Ascomycota, Leotiomycetes, Helotiales, Mollisiaceae. Gene Ontology annotation, molecular function: oxidoreductase activity, acting on the CH-CH group of donors, NAD or NADP as acceptor.